Messenger RNA from Prunus mume (Japanese apricot), 1961 nucleotides. The record is from RefSeq and is a predicted model, not a curated record. Lineage: Eukaryota; Viridiplantae; Streptophyta; Magnoliopsida; Rosales; Rosaceae.
AUGGAUAGUUUCUCCGCUCUCUCUCUCUCUCUCUCUCUCUCUCUCUCUCACUUCUAUUCUCUCUGCUUCAAUGGAAGAAACCGCCUCUGGCCCCUCUCGCGUCACAAACCCGGCUCCCUCAGGCACUCAAGCGCCACCUCCUGCUGGUCCAUCCCUUUAUCCUUCAUCCCUCAGGCACUCGGCGAUUAUCAGGCUCAGCUUAGUUCUUCGAUAUUUGAUACUCCGAUUAGUGUGUACAAAGGGUACUCUUUGCCUAAGGACACUGAAGAGUAUCUUGGUUCAUGUGGACUUACGAAUGCCAUUUACACAAUCGCGGCUGCAGAUUUGAAGGACGAUAUUUUUGGCAAGUUUAUGCAUUGCCCUUUUCAAGAUCCAGCAUCUUUGCAAGGUGGAGCAACUGUCACGGAUGCGCUCAAAAGGAGAUCCCAUGAAGUGCCUGCAUCAGAUAAUUUGGCAUUAAUAUUGCAGGGUGAAGAAAUUAUACCAGUGGUUCCAUGGGAUGAGUGGUGAGCACUGGCACUCAAGGAUAGUUCUAAUCCACAAAUAGCCUUGCUUCCCUUGCAUCCAGAGUUGCGUGCGAAUUUCAAUUCUAUGGAAGCAUGGGAAUAUGCUCAGAGUAUGUCAGACUGCUGAAGAAGUGAGUUUUGCUGCAAAUGGAAUAACUUUAACUGGAAUGAAAGCCUUUGAUGGUGUUCUUCAAUCUAACAUUAUGUUAAAGACUCUUAAUCUUUCUGGAAACCCCAUUGGGGAUGAAGGCGUUAAGUGCCUAUGUGAUAUAUUGGUGAAUAAUAAUGGUAUUCAAAAGCUCCAGCUCAACAGUACUGACUUAGGGGAUGAAGUUAGCUUACUUCUUUCUGUCAAAGCUAGUGCCCUGAUGAGUACAGACACAUGCCUUCAAAAUAUGCAAGAGGAAAGGAUCGUCCAUGAAUGAUAUGCCUAAAGGACCCUUCACCAUUGGCAAUAUGACUCCUCUAGGUAGAUGUCUCUGUUAUUUGCUAAAAUCUAAUGUGUUUGCUCCCACCAACAAAUCAAGAAUGCCAAAAUCCCUUGUUGGCAUGGCUUAUCUCAUGAUUUCCUCUAAUCCUGUGCCCAUCAGUCGGCUCACUUUUUACAGUAUCUUACAUGCCGGAGUACAAAACAAGGAUGACAAAUCCACUUGGCUUGUGUUUCCCUCCUUGAUUACUUCUCUUGCCCUUCAAGAAGGUUGUCCUGUGUUCUUCUCUGACUCCAGACACCUUCCUCUCACUGUGGAUGCAACCACUUUCAAACGCAGUGAUGCUGCCUCUACGAGAUCAAAAAAUCUUCCUCCUACUGCUCCCUCAUCCAGUUCCUCCUCUGAAACUGCAGUUCUUGCACUGCAAUCUAAACUGGACACCAUGCAUGAACUGUUAAAAGAGAUGUCUAAUGCCCCAUUUCUGCCAACCAAGCUUCUAUCAUUGCCAUUCAAAACUUGUUGGUCUCUCACGGUAUCUCUGGUGCAUCUCCCUCUUCAAAAACUGCCGUUUCUUCUGCUUCUCCACUUAACUCCUCUGAUCCUAACAACUUUGCUGCAGAAGCCCAUGCUGACUCUGUCUCGGAUGAGGUUUUCAUUAGCACGCUUCUCAAAUCUCACAAGCGAAAAACUGCUGAAGUCCCUUGUGCCUCUGUUAAUCCCUCACCAAAUCCUGUCGCUUCUCCAGUCAUUCCUAUCGAGAGGAGAAAGCUUCCUGCUAGGAAACGUCGGAUCUAAUACUAAGGGGGAGCUAUGAGCACCUGCUGAGGGGGAGCUGCUGUCAUUUUGUGUGUUUCUGUUUUUUUUUCUUUUUCUUCUGUUUUUGCUGUUCUAGUUUGGUCUGUGAUCCCUUUGUCUUUUCUAAGACAAAAAGGGGGAGAAUUUUGGGGACAAUUCCAAUUCUGUGUUGUCUUUGUAAUUGUGGAUCAGCUGCGGUUUGUGACACACUUUGUUUGCAGGUAAGCCAUUC